CCAUGAUGUUUCCACAGGCUUUUUAAAAGCUCAUUCUAUGAUAUGAUGAACACGGUAUGACUCUUACUGGACUAGAAAGGCAGACUGACGUCCGGCAAAAACACAGGGGUGUGUAACCUGCAAAGUAUGAUGGAGACAGCAGAGUAUUCCAAGCGAGUGUAUCAAGGAGUCAGGGUCAAGCACACGGUCAAAGACCUGUUAGCAGAGAAGCGAUCGAGACAAACCAACGUACCAAGAUUCAAUACAGGAGCUAGCUCUUCCCAGCCAGCUUUUGUACAAAUGCCAGGGCCUCACAUGCUUCCUGGAUACUACAGCAUGCGAAGGUCUUUCCUGCCCGAUUCCGAGCUUUGCCAUCCAAUGAAGCAGUACUCUACAGACUCCUACUCCUCAACUUUAGGGAGCAAGGCCUUUUCUUAUGACCACUCCUCCAGCUACCCCUCUUUCAUUGACAGCUACUACCAGCCCGAAUCAUUUGGAGACUACCGAGGCGCAACUGCUUACACAGCUAGCGGAGGGUCACUCUUUCCAUCAUCCACUCUGUCCACACUGCUGCCCUCUCUGUCUGGCGAGUCGUCCUCACAUCUGCUCUUGAGAGAUCCAUGGGACCAGUCUUCAGAAGAUCACGUCAGUCAGCCAGAGGUUCUGUGCCCUGAGGCUUCGGCCCCAGUGGCAGACUCUCCUUCCCUGGGUGGCCAAGACUCAGGCGGAUCCUCACCGUAUCGCCUCUCCACGAGCCGCAGCAGUGCAUCCAUUCCCCCCAGCUCCCAGCCCUACACCCUGCAGACGCUGGAGGACGUCCACUACCCAACUACCUCCUACAGCUCUGCCUCCAGCUACUCCUGCCCGCCAUACAUGACUGUCCCAGGGGAUCUGGCUGUGGUCAAGAUGCUCCCUGUGUCUUCAGAAGAGGGCAGUGGUAGUGUGGCGUCCCUCAGUGACACUACAAGUCAAGCAUGGGCUAAAGAUGAUGGAUCUGGCUCGUGGAUGUCUUAUGAGACAAGAAGGGCUUUUUAAGAGGCUUCAAUGCACUUAUAUGGACACUAAACUGGUGAUGCAAGCAGAACCUGAAAUAUGACACACAAAACUGGUGGAUUUUAGGCUGAAGUUUGUAAUAAGCUUAACAGCUUAAAGGAAUACUCUAGUCUUUUUCAGCCUAAUCCCUAUCUACUGCAUAGAGUCGAUUGCCAGAAAAUCUGUUGGCUCAGAAUUAGGAGUGGUUAACGUGAAUUUAGCAUUAUCAUAAUAUUAGUACACUGGCUAACUGCGUGUUUCAGUAACAAAGGAUCAUAAUUAGUCCCGUUUAAUUGGAUUUAGUACAGCACUGGAUGUAAAACAUUAAAUACGCAGUUUUGUGUGCAAACAUUUUCGCAUCCAACUUUUACAAAUGGCAUAUUUUGUUGAUUUUCUAAGUGAAAAUAAGUCGAAACAUCCUGCAAAAGAAACAAACCCAAAAAAUAAACA
Messenger RNA from Pygocentrus nattereri (red-bellied piranha), 1461 nucleotides. It is a transcript of the gene pou2af2b, whose product is annotated as chromosome 23 C11orf53 homolog. NCBI's taxonomy places the organism in Eukaryota, Metazoa, Chordata, Actinopteri, Characiformes, Serrasalmidae. The coding region runs from base 127 to 1014 and encodes 295 amino acids. The transcript has 5 exons. Gene Ontology annotation, molecular function: POU domain binding; DNA binding. The record is from RefSeq and is a predicted model, not a curated record.